AUGGGAAGUCGCAUGAGCUGUUCGUGCCAGGACGCGUACUGCGGUGGAGUAGACGAACGACGGAUCCGGAUUAACGCCGAACUCUUCGAGCUUUCACCCGAUGGGACAAAAUGGCUGAUGGUUGACAGUCGCAUUAUGUACAUUUCUGUCUAUCGUAACGAGCUGGAUCGAGUUCGAAUCACCGCCGUCUCGCAAACAGGCCGAACAAUGCUCGACACAACACUUGGCAAAGAUCAAAAAGUCGAGAAGAUCAGCGACUGCUUCGUGUUCUGGCGGAAUCAUGAUGGCCGAACAUUAGGUGUAAACACAUUGACACCCAGAGAUGCUAUGCUUUUCGUCACGCACACUUCACCAUCCUCUUCUUCGACAACGACCAUGGUUCAACACAACAUCAUGGCACAGGUGUCAAUACUUGCAUCAUGGGAUGGUACGGGAAUUCGACUGAAAACCAAGCAGCAAGAGACUACAAUGGUAUCCGUUAACCCCUUGAGCAUGGUCUUUCAUCUUAACCACGGGCUUAUCAACGUCGAUCUGGUGCUGAACAUGUCCUCUCUUCUGCUAGCUCGUACCACAUGCACCGAUGUCGCCAUCACCUUCCUGAAUCGACAACAUCAAAAGCAGCUCGAUAAGCUCGUGCAGCUGAAUGCAAAUGGCAACGGUGGUGAUCCGAUGGCAAGGGAGAAAGUGCUGCUCAAGGACUUUGCUGUGAUGAGUCGUCUAUGUGCACUGACCAAUAAACCACUACCUACGAUACAGGUUUGA
Molecule: messenger RNA, 762 nt
Organism: Cylicocyclus nassatus
Lineage: Eukaryota; Metazoa; Nematoda; Chromadorea; Rhabditida; Strongylidae
Source: the annotation of a GenBank genome assembly